Molecule: messenger RNA, 4423 nt
Organism: Harpegnathos saltator (Jerdon's jumping ant)
Lineage: Eukaryota; Metazoa; Arthropoda; Insecta; Hymenoptera; Formicidae
Product: prion-like-(Q/N-rich) domain-bearing protein 25
Exons: 9
Coding region: 3020-4048 (342 amino acids)
Source: RefSeq, a predicted model, not a curated record
UGGAUACUUAAUUGUCGUUUGGAUUGUUUGAAUCGUCGUGUGAAUUGGUCGAUUUGUCCUUCUUCUUCGAUCAUUGUUCAACGCGAUAGACCGGUAUUCCCGUCGGCGAUAUGCGUGAUCGCUGUCGUUGUCGACGGCUUCUUCACGGUAUUCGGGUCGCUUAUUCCCGACUGCGGGCUACUUUCAAAACCAGCGAGUAUUCUAACGCGCGAUGUGCGCGAUUUCGGCCGGAAGAAAAUUUACCGACGACCACACCACAUAGCGAUAGCGUAAACAAGCUGACGUAUUCGGCUGAAAAAGCGUCUUACAAAAGACAGGACACAUCGUUACGACAUGCCCGUUUCACCUGUGCACCAUCUCAGUCACCCUCCAGCGAUGUUCGUGGCGAUAAAUAAGGAAUAUCGAGGAAAAAGUUAUGAGUUAACGGACGCUGAGCGGAUAAGGAAGACUCUCAGAGCGAAGAGUAUCAAGCGCCUAAAUUUCGGGACAACGUCGGGCUCUCCCCUUCCUGCCGUCCGCUUUUUCAUCGUCGAUUCCUGAGAGAAGCACUCGGCGUGUAAUUCUCGUCUCGAUGAGAUGGCGAGCGAGCCGAAGAGCUCGCCGAGGAGGAGCCCCGCGGUGAGGGAGCUGCGAACCGUUGUGCUGUCAAUCGCGCUGUGUUUUGCCGCGCGGAGUGCAGUCGCCGACGCGCACGGCUCGCGCGAGCAUCCGUUCGGCAGGCGUGAGUGUGGAGAUUCGAGUGUGUUCCGUCGUUGAGCUCGAACUCGAGUCGAAUUCACGAGUUCGGCGAAUUUGUCGCCGUGAGAAACGCGACUGAGGAGAGAAAUCUUUUGAGAAGUUCGUUGGAUCGUGUGUGUGGUGGUGCGACCGAGGCUGAAUGAAUCGCAUGUGCGUCGCGCGCAAAAUUCAAUGUCGAGCGAGCGUGAGCGAGCAGGUGUCAGCAGAAGCAGCCGGAGAGGCGCGCGCGAGUUGAAUUGAUCGUUCGCUCGAGAUCAUCGGGAAUCAUCGGUUGAACGAAAAAUCGCGCAGGCGCGACGUCGAACGCGGACUGACAAACGCGCGCGUGAAAACUAUACUCGCUUUCGCGUAAUCACAAGAAAUCACGUUUCGUCGCGCUCGUUGCAUCCACCUCGCCGAGCUCGUUUCAGCCGAAACGAGCGCUGAACAAAAUUGACCUGUCGCGAGUUUUCCCACCGACGAGAUUUUUCUCGCGCGGAAAGCUGAAUUCUCGGAGCGGAACCUCACACGGAAGAAGGUGGAGAGUCCUUCUUCGCUCUUCGGCUGAAAUUUCACUCCGAGGAACUCGGAGGCCACGACGUAGUUUAGAUCGCGCCAUAGUUUGCUCGGCGGAUUCGACUCGCGCGCAGAGAAGCUCGCGCGUGCGAGUAACUCGCCCGUUCAGCCUUAAGAGGAUCCGCUCGGCGAGGUGUGUCACGCGCGCAUUGCGUGAACGAGUUUAGAACUAAGUACGGCCCUGUUGGCACAUCACACAAUGGCUUCUGCUGUUAUAUAUGUAGGUACUCCGUGUUGCGCAACACGAAUCGAAACUAUAGAAACGCAGGGCGCUAAGCUCGCGCUCUCGUCGUCGAUCGACCUUCGGGCAUUCACGGGAUCGUCAUUGAAAUCCCGAAGCGGAGAACGCCGCCCACGGGUUUCGCGCGCCGGCGAGAGGUCCUCGGCGAGAUUCGGAGAUUUAUUCAAAUCGUGCCUGGCUUUUUCAUCCGGCUUUCCUCCGUGCUCGCAGAUGCGUAAACAGGAAGCUUAGCGCGGCGGUAUGGAAUGAGACGAGGAGUUUCGUUAGCGCGGUGUUUUGAGAAUUUUGAGGAAAGAAUUAGGAAGCUGAGCGAGGGAAAAAAUGAGAAAAUGAGAAAUUUUCCUCGUCAAGAGUCCGUAAUUGUCUCGCAUUUGAUCGCAAGAGAUAUCUGGCUAUAUAUUGUUUUUAUAUAUUUUUAAUUGAAAUCGAAUCGGUCCAUCGAAGGUUCCACCCGUCGCGGCCGCGGAAGAUUUCCGCAGCGGAAGGAGUCAAUCUUGGCCGCUCGUCUUCGCGCAGCCAUCAGUCGCUCGAUUAAUCUUUGCCGAAGGAGCGGCACGUUGUGCACGAGUAUUCGAUUUGCAUGUCCUGCGCGUCGACACACGCGCUUGAUUCCUGACCAAAGUCAAACGGGACCAUCGAGGUCCGCCCGGCGCUCGAGCGGUUUAACAUCUGUUAGUCGCGCGAACGCGCGACGAUUACCGCCGAUGAAUGCGCGAUAUUCGGAUCUAACGUAGGCAAUACGCUGUUUGCUCCCAACGGGACCCCGGCGACUCGAUACCUUCCGCUGCUGGAGAUCGACCAAACGAGUCGGUGCCAUGGCGACGAACUCGUUCGCACGCGCGGUAACGAACUCCUCGAACUGGAACAUUCGAGUUUAUGAGAUUCCUCGAACAAGAAGAGCCGGAAGACGGAAGCGAGAGAUGGCUUUCGGACAUCUCGAGGAACAUUUUUAGUUUGAUCUUGUACCUGAAGUUGUCUUGAGUUCAUCUUAAGGUCCUAAGUAGCUGCACGGCUAACACGUCUUAAGACGAGCUUAAGAGACCGCCUUGAGUAUAAGUUUGUGAACCAAGUUCGUUUAAUCGAGAGUUUAUUAAUUAAAAGAAUCGAUUGUAACAAUUGAGAUUUCGCUGAGAUGUAAUGUCGACGAAAUCCCGAUGUAGAACUCGAAGGAUUCCGUCUCGGGCGGACGCGGAGGAGACGUCGGGAUGUCGUGCACGUCGAAGAAACCGAUGUGAUCCCGCGACGCGGGAUACGGCUGAACGAUAACAGCGUGUUCGAAGGUGUACGUGUUCCUGUUUGCGAUUGCGCAACGAGCGUGGAAACAAUGAGAGCAUCGUCGUGAGCCACGAACGGAACCGUCGAUCGUGACGCGGCGACCUUCGAGCGAUCGGCCCGGCCGAUCUCGUCCCCGGGGCCGAAAAUGACAAUAAGUCGGCCGGUGGUGAUGAAACGUUUCGGACGCGGCGUUCAUCCGCCGUCUCGAGGAUGACGAAGACGUGGACGGUAAGCGGCAUCCCGGGGCUCCUCGUCCUCGUACCCGUUACCGUCUGCGCGACGAUCACCUACGUCAACCAGGACUCGUCGCGAUGCAACGACCGCAGUAAUAAGACCUUCGCGCAGUGUCAGUACGACGUCGAUUGCAUAGCGAACGCGUACUGCCGGAAUCAGCAGACCUGCUCAUGCAAAGAGAAUCACAUCCCGUUCGAGAGGGACAACGUCUAUAAAUGUUUGAGAGUGGCCACCUCCAUCGGCGAUCUGUGUGAGGAGGAUAUUCAGUGUCAAUUUACAUUUACACCUCAGUCGGAAUGCCAGGAAAGCACUUGUCAAUGCGCCCACGGCUCCCACUUCGUCGAGGGAAGGUGCUACGAGUCGGUCGGCCUGGGGAAGCGCUGUCUAUCGCAUCGCAAUUGCUAUAUGGAGAACACUUUCUGCGACUACGGUUUCUGCACGUGCGAUCUGCGCUACCAUUCGAGUCCUGACAACAGCAGCUGUCUGCCGAAUGCCGAGUUGGGCGAUCGUUGCCACCGCGACUACGAAUGCAUCGUGGAAAAUUCCAAGUGCAUACGGAACAAAUGCGACUGCAAAAUCGACUACGUGUUAGCCGAGGAUGGUCAGCGAUGUCUAAGAGCCGCCUCCAGGAUCGGGCAACAGUGCCAGCAGCAGUCUCAGUGUCAGCUGUUCCUCAAAUACAGCCAAUGCGGCGCGAACAACACGUGCGAUUGCGUCGCGAGCUCCCACAGACGCGGCUUUCAAUGCUACGUCGAUGUCGAAUUGGGCGGCUAUUGCGAGACUCAUCAUCACUGUAUCACUGGUAGUUACAGGAACUCUAAUUCGACCGGGAAGUCGAAAGUGGAUUGCGUGAACGGUUUUUGCGCUUGUAGCGAAGGCUACACGCUGAUGGAGGAGCUGCAUGAUUGCGUCCAAUUCAGCGACAAUGGCGCAACAAGAUGGCAAACGUACGAAAUGCUUCCUAUCGUCGCCCUCGUCGCGAACUUCCUCGCAGGUUCAGGCUGAAGAGUAACGAGUCGACUCGUUCGAGAGCAAAAAAGAAACAAAAAAGAAAAAGGAUAGCCGGCGAGCACAUCCUGACUUGUUAAUUUAGUAUCUAGUAAUUAUUUAAUUUCGCCCAAACGAUCGCAGUUCUAAUAAUUUAUCCGUUACAGAAACACACGUGUGUGUCUCUCGUGUGGUAUUCAUCGAAACAACUCGCGCUUGACUAAUGCGGAUUGGACAUCUUAACUAGCGACUAAGGCAGCCAAAGAGAAUCGACGCUUUUUCCUCGAGUGGAGGGAACAGCGUGCCUGUUAAAAUCGACACGCGUACACUUGAUUUCGAGACAGUUUGAGCACUUUUUUUCGAUGCAGUUUGGAAGGUAGCCGAUACUCUGUG